Molecule: messenger RNA, 544 nt
Organism: Danio rerio (zebrafish)
Lineage: Eukaryota; Metazoa; Chordata; Actinopteri; Cypriniformes; Danionidae
Source: RefSeq, a predicted model, not a curated record
AACAAAACGUAGAAGGUCAAUGAAAUUGAAGCACACAUUUUACAUCUUUCUUUCUAACUAAUUUUGUUUUUAAUCUGCCUGCUCAUUAAUAGAGAUAACAUGACUGAAUCAGCAACCCUCCCCUCAUCAACCACACCAGCCUUAUCUGUGAGCCAGAAAAUGAGCAGUCCGCCCUGCCCAUGGAUGUCCACCACAACUACCCUUGCCCCUGCCACCACCGCCAUCACCACGAGAGCCAAAACCACCACCUUGCCAAAACCUAAACGACAAAUUGACAGAAGUUCCAUUCCUGGCCCUGCAGCAGUUCCUAUAACCUGUUGCUUUGCCUUCAUUGACUUUCCAAUACCAUACAACAAAAUUGUAAGUGCUUUGAGGACAAGUCCCCGCUGUGCUACUAAAGCCAUUGUGGUUACGACUCCUAGAACCCAGUUUUGUGUGAAACCAAAUGAAGUAUGAAUAAACAUUGUAAUGGAAAAACAGCUUCAGAAAUGAAACCGCAACACAAUACUGUGCACAAUAUAAUACUGUUACUGCUUAAUGCAAC